This is a messenger RNA of Neomonachus schauinslandi (Hawaiian monk seal), 2314 nucleotides long. It is a transcript of the gene LRRC56, whose product is annotated as leucine rich repeat containing 56. The transcript is spliced from 13 exons. The record is from RefSeq and is a predicted model, not a curated record. NCBI's taxonomy places the organism in Eukaryota, Metazoa, Chordata, Mammalia, Carnivora, Phocidae. Bases 141 to 1805 code for a protein of 554 amino acids. Gene Ontology annotation, molecular function: protein binding.
CUGGUAAGCAGACUGAGAGGAACAGACCCAACGGAGGUGCGGAGCGGGGGCACAGGUGCCACCUGAAGACCCAUGCUGCCCCCUUAUCUGGAUGUUUGACCCAUGGUGGGAAAAGGCAGCUGCCUCCAGGUUGGAUGUGAAUGGACCAGGCCUGGGACAGAGCCCACGGGCCUUGGCCGAGCACAGCCACUGUCCAAGUGCGGGAGCUGAGCUGGCAAGGCCUGCACAAUCCCCGCCCACAGAGCAAGGACCCAGGCAGCCAGAGGGACAGCCGUGGCGAGCAGCUGGUAGAGGAGUACCGGUCACCUGCCCGACUGCGGGCCCUGGCCCAGGUAGACGACCUUCGACUGGUGAACAUGCUGGAGAUGUGUGUCAACACCCGUGAGAACAGCCUGGGGAACUUUGGGGUGCACCUGCCCAACCUCAGCCAGCUGAAGCUCAACGGCAGCUGCCUGGGCUCCGUGAGAGACCUGGGCACUUCCCUGGGCCACUUGCAGGUGCUGUGGCUGGCUCGCUGCGGCCUGACUGACCUGGAUGGCAUUGGCUCCUUCCCGGCCCUGAAGGAACUCUACGUCUCCUUCAACAACGUCUCAGACCUGAGCCCGCUGUGCCUGCUGCAGCAGCUGGAGGUGCUAGACCUGGAGGGCAACAGCGUGGAGGACCUGGGGCAGGUGCGCUUCCUGCAGCUGUGCCCGAGGCUGGCCACGCUCACCCUGGAGGGCAACCUGGUGUGCCUGCGGCCAGCGCCCAGCCCUUCCAACAAGGUGCUGCGGGGCUACAACUAUCGGGCAGAGGUGAGGAAGCUCAUCCCCCAGCUGCAGGUCCUGGAUGAGGUACCAGCCACACACACAGGCCCCCCGGCCUCCCGGAAGCUGGACCAGGACUGGCUCAUGGUGAAGGAGGCCAUCAGGGAGGGCACUGUCUUGGAUGGCCUGCUCCCUGGGCUGGAUCAUCCCCAUGGAGCCCCCAUUCAGAAACUCAGCUCCGAGCUCUCCUUGCCUGAGACCCAGCCAUGGGCCCCCAGGCCAUGGCCACUCUCCCUACUGGUCACUGGGGGUCCUCUGCCUGAAAGCCUGCUUCCCAAGGACCCAGCUCCAGAGGAUGACACCAGCAACCUCACCCAUGGGGCUAGCCGAGUCCUCUGCGGGAACCCCACCAGAGGCCUGCGGGAGCGUCGACACCAAUGCCAGGCCUGGGCAGGUCCAGAGCAGCUGCCCCCACACAGGCUGAAGGAGCUGGCUGCCUCUAUUCCAGGGCCUGAUUCUACAGACAGCAGUGACCCCCUGGCCUUGGCGAGGCUUCCGGCCUGCAGGGAGUUGCGCCUGCGCCCCCUCCCUGGUAGGUCCCUGGAGUCCCAGCAAGAAGGUGCCACAGCCCCCUGGGGCCCAUGGAGGGGCCCUGAAGAGCAAGAGGACAAGUCUAGGCCCAAGACUCCCUCCAGCCCCCUAUGCCUGGUCCCAGAGCCUUCCAGGACUUUGGGCUAUAACCUGACCCCCUCUCCUCCCAAGACACCCAUGCCUUCUGAUUCUAGCAACAGUUACUGGGGGUCCACAGGCCUGCAGUUCCGGAGGCGGAGGCUCAGAGCCCUGUGUAGCUUAGGGCCUGGCUUAGGGCAGGGACCUGGCCUAGGGCAGGGAUUGGCUACAGUGACGGAUCUGAGAGCCCUGGAGGUGACCUCAGGCCCAAGCCCUAGAGCCCAAGGAUGUCCAGGCCCAAAGCCAGCACCGGAUCCAGCAGCCAGACCCCCCCGCCUCCAGUGCAUGCCACACCUGAACCCUAUCACCCCAGCCCAAUCCCACCCCUAGUGUAACCCCCCACCCACUGCCAAAGCUGGCCUGGAUUGCAGGCCAAGGAGCUCCAGUGUGGUCAUGGGAGCCCCAUGUGAACUCUGGCUUCAUGGAACCCAGAGCAUCUCGGGGGGUGUAUUGGGGGGUGGGUAAUGGGCUUGACAUAGGAGAGACCCUUCUUGGUGGAGGAGAUUAGGAGGCUGGGAUCGCUAGCGGUAGGCACAAGAAAGAUCCCAGGCUAAGAGAGCCCAGGUCCCCAGCACUGGCCCAGCUGCCCACUCCUUCUACCAGGCCCAGGCCGAGGUGGCUGGAGCAGAGCCCCAUCAGCUCUCUGGCAGGCCCUCCAGAUGCCAGGGUACAGCCAGGCCUCCCAUCCCCGGCGGAUAUGUGCAGGUCCUCGCCCACGCAGGAAUGGAGAAGCCAGUUUCCUUCCCCUGGGGCAGGGUAUCCCCAGACCAAGCGAAUCCUUUUCGACUCUCACAUGUACAUAAAUGCCGUUUACUUCGUAGGCGAUGUUGGUUCAAUAA